This is a messenger RNA of Juglans regia (Persian walnut), 429 nucleotides long. RefSeq lists its product as uncharacterized. Bases 1 to 429 code for a protein of 142 amino acids. The record is from RefSeq and is a predicted model, not a curated record. The transcript has a single exon. NCBI's taxonomy places the organism in Eukaryota, Viridiplantae, Streptophyta, Magnoliopsida, Fagales, Juglandaceae.
AUGGACCUAGCCAAGCCUGUCAAGUCUCCCAUGGCUUCUUCCACACGUCUUUCUCUCACUGAUGGUCCUGAAUUUUUUGACCCAACUUUACAUCGAAGCACUGUGGGCAGCUUGCAAUAUCUGUCUAUCACUAGGCCUGAUGUUGCCUUUGCUGUUAGCAAAGUUAGCCAGUUCAUGCAUGCCCCAAAAACUUCUCACUGGCAAGCUGUUAAGAGAAUACUUCAGUAUCUCAAACAAACUGCCAAUCUCGGUUUACAUAUUAAGCUUUUCAGUUCUUAUCAUCUUCAUGCUUUUACCAAUGCUGAUUGGGCGGGUUGUCCUGAUGACCGCCGCUCAACCGGUGGCUAUUGUGUUUUUUUUUGGCUCCAAUCUCAUUUCUUGGAGCUCCAAAAAGCAAAGAACUGUGGCAAGAUCAAGUACCGAAGCUGA